AUGAGACGGCGACAGCGGAGCGAAGAGACAGACGGCCAAACUAAGCCCCCAUUGUCACAGCUCACCACAGACAACGCCAUACGCGGCAAAAUCAGUGUGGCACACGGCUCCUCCGAUUCACUGGCAAAAUCUAGUAAAAAAUUUACAUCGAAAGCCACACGCCGCACUUCUAAGCUAACCAAACGUUUCACUGGUCUAACAUCCCUGUUCAAGCGCAAUAAGCCUGUGCAAUUGCCUUCUUUCUUGUCAGGCAUUGCUAAGAUGCGUUGUGAACUGAUAAGAGAACUGGAGCAUGCGUCUACUCUGCUGUCGUCCACCUCCUCUCGCCCCGAUGCUGUGAGUCAGUUAAAACAGAGCGUGUGGCUUAUUCGCUGCAUUGUUGCAUCUGGUGCCGCCUUCCUGCAACCCAUUGUACAAGUGCCCAAGAGUUCCGAUGACCCUUUGCGGCCUGUUCUCGCAAUGAAGAACCAAAGGAUACUAGAGAAGUUGUUUCAUUUUCACGACUCCUACAUCGAAUUCCUCGAUUGGGCCUCCCAGUUCUCAUCAUCCAAUGGGGAAUUACCGAGUGAGAUGCCAUGUAGCUCUGGUCUGACGAGUACGGGCGACGCUCAGGCCUCCUCCGAGAGUGCUGCAAACCCACUGGCGUGGUUACGUGGCCAAAGUGUGUUCGGUGACCUGAAGGCCUCUUCUAUGGCGAUUUUCGAUCUGUUGGAUUCAUUUGGAUUCACAAAACCAAUUGACCCACUUUUGCUGGAACAGGCUGUGCAGAAGCGCCCGUCGUGCAGUUCAGAAUCUGCUGUGGAACGAACUGCGACUACUCCCGAGUCCGAAGAUGCCUCAUCGGAACAUUUCCUUACGGAUGCUGACUGUGCCCUGCUGGCAAAAUUGUGGACUCACUUGAGCGAACUGAACAGCACCUCGUCGUCUCGUGAACCACUGCUCAAGCAAUCCGUUCCCCAACCGACAGAAUUAUCGCCAAGUGUAGUUCGGGAAUCUCCUACACAUGACACUAAGGCGAGUGGUUUAGUCCCUCCCACUGCCUGCCGACCACAUAGUCUUCUCGAUGAUCCAGAUUUGCCCGGCUACCUGAAUGCCUUGGCCCGCGCCGUUCAGUCAGAUCAUUUAUCUUCGAACUCCAGGCGAUCGUCUACGAUCUCUUUUGCCGCGACAGAUCCUCGACUGGCACCUUCUGAGAUUGAUGUGAAUUCUCCGGACCAGUUGAAUUUUCCUGCGGCCGACGCUUCCGACGUUGAUGUUGAUGAUGAGGAAGAGGUUCCUGUUGAUGUGCCUGCCAUUAAUGUGAAGUUCCCACUUGACCACACUGAUCACUGCGUACUUUUAUCUACUGACGCUGGCGCAGGCUCGCCAUUGACUUGCACCAUCGGUGACGACUCGGACCGCUUUGUUUCCCCUAAAUCUUCCCCAGCCCCAGUUACUACGUGUGUUUCUACUCGGACUGAGUUCAAGAUUCUUCAUUCUGGUGAGGUGGCUUGGGAUCAUGCUAAAAACAUCAACGCGUACACUCCUUUGGAUGACCGUCACAUGCUACAAGACAUCGCGACAGUCGCAAUGCAUUUACAAGAUGACAGACCCACAUCAACAUCUCCUAAACUUUCUAAUCCCUUACCCUCCACAACUGAGCCCUUGCUUUCCACCUGCACCACACCCCUCUCCUUCCACUUCCCGGACGGCCAGCUGAGCCACGCGGCUUCUUCCCAACCCACUUAUCAUGCCGAGGUCAAGGUGGGUACGAUAGACGAUUCAGAGUUGAUUGAUGUGGAUGGGAAGAAGUUUCGACGGCAUUUUCAACGUCAUAUCCAAAUUGAGCGGCACAAAAUGCGACAGAUCGUGGUUGCACCAUCAUUGCCGGAUGGUACCGGACCAGACUUAAGCCGCGUCGUACAGCGCGACGUCGGUUACGACACCCUAUCACCAUCUUUGGGCAUAUCCAAUGCCGGCGGAAAGCCACUGCAAUCCUUCGAUUCUGACCUAAGCGAUUCGGAUUGUGAUGCGGAAUUGGAGACGUCAGAUUUACCUCACGCGGAAGGCGAGUCAAAGGACGAGGAACUGGUCCACACCUCCGACUCUGAUGUUGACAAUCGUCAGGAAACAGAGAAAGAACCACCUCCGAAACCAUCACUUCCGGAUGUUGUUUCCCUUCGCGGAGGAAAACGACCCUUGAGCAAUUACAUGUUCCGAUUCGGCUCCACUUUGUACAACGAUGCGGAUGUGGAUGCCAACCUUCCGGAUCGACUGCUCAGCUUCUUUCGCGACGGAUGGCACAAAUCUGAAUCGGCUGAAGGACCACAUGCACGUUCCAAAGUAAUGUCCUAUGUGCAAUCGUACGAGCAGCCAACAACCACCGGCGAGGUCAUUCGUCGAUCCACGUGUGUUGAGCACAAAUGCACUGUGCGUAUUGUUGGUGGAUUGGAAGGCCUAAAAUCGCAGCUCGAACACGCGAACUACACCAAUCAAAAUUCACGCUCUUCCGUUGGAUCAAUAUGCAUUGAGGACUCUCCACUCCCCCCGUCUUCUUUAACUGGUCCCUUGUUUACUUCGGAACCAACAGAAGAAUCUCCGCUACUCCAACACAGCUUGUCAACUCCAUCCUGCGCUGAAUUAGUGGGAUCGUUUCCUCCUUGUCGAUCCAUCCUGAGCCUCGUCAAAGCAGACGAUUAUUUGGUCUGGGCUGACUCAAGUUCUUCGGGUGAGGUUGUUGUACAGGCCGGAAUCAUCGAUGCCUUUGUGGUGUACUUAACUUCGUUUGGAAAAACCUCUCCAUCCUUUUAUCUGUUCUUCGAAACAUUCCUCGCUAUGUACCCUUCGUUUCUGUCCACCGAGAGUCUGCUCGAUCGACUGCUUCUGCGAUACCGCUGUUUCCGUGCUGACGGAGGGGAACAGCAGCUCACUGAUGCAGAUCGUCAGCUGCACACCAAGGUGUGCAAUGCAACAGCCUCUAUUGUGGUCACUGUGGUCUCACGACUGAAAAGUCCUCUGACUUCUGGCCUUCAACAGACUCUGCUUGAAUUUCAAGAAAUGCUGCUUGCUGACAAUUUGUCCUCACUCAGUCGCGUUCUCACUACAACUGUUCAGCAGCACUUGUCCCUAACACAGCAGGCGGAGCAUCAUCAUCAUCCUUACUGUCCGAAUGUGUCACGCUCCAGUUCCGAACUCAGCGAACAACCGGAUGAGUGUAGAAAGUUGCCUUCCGGUACUAGUGAGGAGUCCACUGUGGUUUCCGAUCAUUCGGAAGAGACUUCCGACGAUCUUUCGCCGCGGCCCACCGUAUCGGGAGCAAAUACAGUUCCGAAAACGAAACAUCACUUUCUGAGACGUACAUCUGGCGCCAAGGGACGAGAAUCAUCUUUUGAAAGAUCUUCUGUUGAAAGUGUACUCAAGGGGUCUCAUUUAUCUCCUCGAGCUGAGCGAGCUGGAAACCCUACUGCCUCUACAUCUGGCAAAUCCCUGCUAAACUUCAGCGCACGUGAACUUGCAGAGCAGUUCACCUUUUUGGAUGCCCAGAAAUAUUAUCGAAUUCGUCAUGCUCUCACUGAUGAUGUGAUUUCCGAGUGUGCGACUGUCUUCUGGCGGCUUAGCUCACGCAACUGUGGCUGUCGUCCAUCCACUCCGUCACCGGAAUGUGUGGGUGAUACGCUAGCUGGGCCAGUUCGUGUGGGCCGGGUUGGAAAAAAAUUCGUCUCUCGUCUGCAUACCUCAUGUACACUGCCCACGCACUUCGUGCCUCAGGCCAGCUUCUUCUUCUCAAACUGCGAGACCUCCCCAUUGAACCGACCAUCUAACCAAGCGGACAGAAUUGAUUGGGCUGAGCAAGGUGCACUCGCCCUCAGAGAGUUAGAAAGCACAACUUGGUCUCCGUUCAUUGACCUUCAUGGCCACGUGAACGGUACAUUCGAUCCCGGCGUCCAUCGGGGCACACAGCUGAACGAGCGACCUCCACGUCCUUCCCGACUGUCGCACAAGACAAGCCUUCGUAACAAACUUCCAAACUCUGCCGUUCGCUCUAGUGAUCAAUCGAUGGCCCCUGAAUCUAGAGGACCAUGUGUUGUGGCUGCAACAAGAACGCCUACCUCUAGUCAUCAACCAGACCUGGUAGGUCGCCGUCCCAGAACACCUACCCUCGGUAGAGCCGCCUUGUUCGUCCGCGCUUCCCAGUCCAACUGGGAACGUAAUGAGCAAAAAACUGGCUUAUCCCAGUCGUCCAACUAUUAUGCCAAAUUCCCCGACACAGCUCAUUUCCAGACUGGUGUUGAGAAUGAGGUGGUCAGUUUGCAGAACUGCCUGAGCCGGAGUUCCAGCGUCAACUGUGAACUACGCAAUUACACAAUCAGUCGAGAUGGAAGCUCACUUUCAUCAUCAUCUACUCUGACUCGCCCGUCUGACUCCAGACCCCCUUGCACAACGCCAGUAUCACCGCAAGUAGAUCAAUGUGCCCGUACUCAUUUACCCCGACGAUGUGUUUAUCACGCUUACGACACUGUUCCUUUUGACCAUUUUGAGAUGGAAAAACUGGCUCCAAACAUCAAAAUGUUUAGUCAAAAUUGCUCACCUGUCGUAUCCGUGGAUUGCGUAAAGGCGAGCUGCUCGCAUAUGUCAAGCGGAUGCUUUGUCCCCAGUCCCAAGGACCCGAUGCAACAGAGUACCUUCGGAAACGAUCUAUGGUCGUCCGGCUGUAUCUCCGAAUCUACCAGCAGCUCAUGCAGCGAGUCCGGUAUUAGUGCACACUCGACUCAAGACGCAGCAACCGGUUCGCCAACCCGAAACGUCAGACAGCAUACGGAAAGCAGACUGAGAAGGACAUCCGGUGUAGUACUUCCUCUCUGUCAAGAAACGCAAUGGCCAUUGCCGAAGGCAGCUGCACAUUCAAGGCUACCGAUUCCGAGCAAACGAGUCGCGAAUCAAAUCGGCGAUGGACAUGGAGCUGGUAAACCGCCAGAGGCUUAUAAUCAUUUGAAUAUGGUCAAGAAGUCUGGAUCGGUUUCAGGACGACAUGUACCUAAGGACGGAGUUGCAAAGGUGAAUCGCGAUGAGCUCUCCCACUCGAAGGCCACAGGAUUUCAGAAAUCUCUUCACAACGGCUACCUUAACAACUAUACCGCCAGCGUCCACACCAAUCGCAUUGCCCGGGCCGGGAAUUCCACGCAUCAAAGUAAAUCGGCCCCGGAAACUACCGUCGUUCCUGUGGGUUCAAUAAAAGAUGUCCAGAAAUAUGUGCCCUUGUGCGAGGACUCACGGAGCCGAAUUGGCACCCGUGUUUUCAGUGGUAAAUUCCUAGUACAGUUAUUCUACAUUCGUACGGGGGGUGGAAAAGUAGUCGACAUUCGCAGUUGUGCUCCGUGCAGAGCCUCAAUUACAGGAGGGUCAUGUUCCUGA
This is a messenger RNA of Dicrocoelium dendriticum, 5391 nucleotides long. Lineage: Eukaryota; Metazoa; Platyhelminthes; Trematoda; Plagiorchiida; Dicrocoeliidae. The record is from the annotation of a GenBank genome assembly.